GUGUGAUGCUCCGGUGGCACGCCGCCGAGCCAUGGGGCUCACAAAAUCCCGUUCGUGGCGCCUCCACGGCGACGAACUGAUCGAGCUGGUGGAGUGCACGGGACUAAAUCCAAGCAUCCUACGGCGAUGGCACCGCGAGUUCCUCAAGGACUUUCCCCGGGGAUUCUUCACGCGGGAAGAAAUGAAGCAUGUAUUCGGAUCAAUGUUUCCCGACGGCUACCCGAACGCCUUCAUGGACAUAAUAUUUAACGCUAUGGACAAGCGACGAAUAGGAUACGUGACGUUCCGCGACUUCGUGAAGACGAUAGCAAUUACGGUGAGCGGGACGGCGGACGACAAGCUCAACUGGGCGUUCGACGUGUUCGACCAGAAGGGCGACGGCUUCGUCACCCUGGACGAAAUGAUCAACGUGGUCGAGGCCCUGUGGCAGCUGCACGGCGAGUCGCCCGAGAUGGAGGACCACAAGCUGCACUACAUCCGGCGACGUACGCGCCAGAUAUUCCGGCGGCUGGACGUCAAGAAUGAUGGACGCAUCAGCCGCGACCAGUUCCGUGAGGUCCUCAAGCAGGACCACUGGAUCGUCAAGAACGUGCUGCACGUCUACUCGUCCGCCGUGGGCGCCUUCUCCAGGGUCGUCCAGUCCAACUGA
Molecule: messenger RNA, 649 nt
Organism: Rhipicephalus sanguineus (brown dog tick)
Lineage: Eukaryota; Metazoa; Arthropoda; Arachnida; Ixodida; Ixodidae
Product: frequenin-1
Exons: 2
Coding region: 32-649 (205 amino acids)
Molecular function (GO): calcium ion binding
Source: RefSeq, a predicted model, not a curated record